Molecule: messenger RNA, 5592 nt
Organism: Pungitius pungitius (ninespine stickleback)
Lineage: Eukaryota; Metazoa; Chordata; Actinopteri; Perciformes; Gasterosteidae
Gene: ptprz1a
Product: protein tyrosine phosphatase receptor type Z1a
Exons: 31
Coding region: 542-5113 (1523 amino acids)
Biological process (GO): peptidyl-tyrosine dephosphorylation
Molecular function (GO): protein binding; protein tyrosine phosphatase activity
Source: RefSeq, a predicted model, not a curated record
GUCUGAGGAAUCCGUUACAGGGACAUAGAGCCACGGGGGCUCCAUGGGGGCCGUAUUUAUUGAAAUUAUUUUUUAUAAAAAUGAUUCGUUAUGUGGGAUUCUACUAUUGUUACCUUUUGUUAAAUUUCAUUUUUCCCAUUUAUUCAUCAAAUGUUCCUUUGUUCCUUCCAUUUUUCUCUUUUCCAAUCUUUCUCUCUCCCCCCUUGAACUUUUCCUAAUUCCAGUAACGAUCCUCCUGUUUAGCAUGAAGCUCCUUGAUGUCCAGAUGUGGGUCGGUGGCGCGCGGGCUCGUGGGCUCGUGGGCUCGUGGGGGCGGUGCAGCUUCAGUCAGCCAGUCGGUGCGCAGGAGAGCGGACGGAGCACCGGGAACCGGGACACACGCGCACGCACACGCACGCACGGCAGCGAGACCACAGCCGACCGAGCGCCGAGGCAGGAGCGGAGGGCGAUGGAGCUGUGAGGGCUGCGGGCGGACCGGGACCCCCCACCCCCGAACCCCCCCCCCUCGCCGUUUCGUGUAUUUACCGUCUGUGUGAGCAACAUGGAGACGACGCGCUGCUGGCUGCUGCCGGCGGGACUCCUCGUCCUCAUCUGCCAGCAAGCCCGAGGAUACGCCUACAGGAACCAGCGCAAGUUCUCAGAAGACAUCGACUGGUCGUACGCAGGAACCUUGAAUCAGAACAACUGGGCCAAGAAGUUCCCGUCCUGCAGCAACGCCAAGCAGUCCCCCAUCGACAUCGAGGAGAGCCUGGCCCAGGUGAAGCUGCAGUACCAGAAGCUGACGUUGGAGGGCUGGGAGCGUCCGACGACCGGCGCCACGACCAUCAAGAACGACGGCAAGACCGUGGCGGUCGAUUUGGACGGAGAGUUCUACGUCAGCGGAGGCGGCCUGAGGUCAAAGUUCAAGGUGGGACGCGUCACCUUCCACUGGGGGCGCUGCAACGCCUCCUCAGAGGGCUCCGAACACAGCCUGGAUGGAGUCAAGUACCCUCUGGAGAUGCAGAUCUACUGCUACGAGGCGCAUCGCUUCGCCUCGCUGGACGACGCCAUCAAGGCCGGAGGGAGGAUCACGGCGCUCGCCGUGCUCUUCGAGACGAGCGCCGACGACAACCCGAACAUCAGCGCCAUCAUCGACGGGAUCAACAGCGUGAGCCGAUACGGAAAGAGCGCCCGGGUUCUGCCCUUCGCCCCGCUGGGCCUCCUGCCCAACUCCACGGACAAGUACUUUGUCUACAAUGGCUCCCUGACCUCGCCGCCCUGCAGCGAGACCGUGGAGUGGAUCGUCUUCAAGAGCACGGCGGCCGUCUCCGACGACCAGCUGGAGAUGUUCUGCGAGGUGAUGACGAUGCAGCAGGCCGGGUACGUGAUGCUGAUGGACUACCUGCAGAACAACUACAGGGAGCAGCAGCAGCAGUUCAUGGGUCAGGUGUUCUCCUCGUACACCGGCACCGAGGAGGUGCUCACGCCAGUGUGCAGCUCAGAGCCGGAGGACGUUCAGGCCACGCCCCUCAACACCAGCAGCCUGCUGGUGACGUGGGAGCGGCCUCGGGCGGUGUACGACGCCGCCAUCGAGAAGUACUCCGUCACCUUCCGGCCCGCCGCCGCCGCCACCGCCGCUACGUACCUGACCGACGGAGACCAGGACGUGGGGGCGCUGCUGGACGACCUGCUGGCCAACACCAGCUACGCGGUGCAGGUGGUGGCGGUCUGCACCAGCGGUCUGUACGGGCGUGUGAGCGAGCAGCUGACGGUCAACACGCCCGACCACGACGACCCCGGUGACCCCGGAAAAGUUCUGGAUCCUGAUUGGAACGGGUUUGACGACGAGGGAAACUAUGAGCCUGAUCGGGCCUGGAACCGCCCGGUCCAGACCGCCUGGGUACCCACAGCCCCCCCGAGGACCACGGCCCCCCCGCCCCCUCUCUUACCCCCACCCGCCGUCACAACCACAACGCCAGAACCUGCUCCGGUUCCACCCGUCAGAUCGACCCAGCGCGGCCCGUCCGAAGAAACGUCUCCCCGCAGUACCUCCACCCGUCCACCAGAGCCCCCCCUCCCCACCCGUCCACCAGAGCCCCCCCUCCCCACCCGUCCACCAGAGCCCCCCCUCCCCACCCGUCCAGCAGGAGAAGCUGACCUCAGCGGCAGCGCUCCUCUCCCCCCCAGCAGCACCACCUCCACCGCUCCUUUCUACUGGGUUCUGGGAGGCGCCGGCCCAGCGGUCUCCUCUUCUCCCGGCCCCCCCGGGGGCGACGGCAGGUCUUCACACAGCAGCACCGAGACCACGCCGCGGCUCCGCGUUCAGGCCGAGACCGGAGGCGUGCCCCCCCGACCCGGAGGCCCCCCGGAGACGUCCUCCUGGGGUGAAGCGGCUCCACGGGGGCCCGCGAGUCCCAGCCGGCCCCCCUUUCAGUCCACCGCCACCUCCGUCCAGUUGAGUGGGGUCCUGAUGCAGACCACACAACCGAUGUCCAACGCGCCCGGCCCCUUGUUCUCCUCCCCGCCGACCCCCGCCCUCCUUUCCUCACCCACGGCCCCCCCCCCCGCCCCCACCCCCACCCCGGGAGGACCGGCGUUGGACAGUAGCAGCGGCGCCUCGGGCUCGGCCCUGUUCCCCGACCCCCCGGAGGGCGUGGACCAGGAGUGGGAGGGGCUUCAGACCUCGGCCUCCGGAGCGAGCGCCUCCCCUCGUCCGAGCGAAGGCGCCGCCGCCCCCCCCCCGCCCACGCCCCCCGGGUCCGGCCGGUCCGCCGACGAUUCGGACGAGCGCUCCUCGGCGUUCUAUUUCGACAGCGGGAGCGGCAGCGCCGCCGCGGCCUCGGAGGCGGGAGGCGCGGCGGCGCCCCCCGCCCCCGCCGCGGCGACGCCCGCUCCGCCCCGGUCAGCUGGAGGGGGGGGGGGGGAGGAGAGCGGCUCGGGGCAGGGCGAAGGCGGCGGUCCGUACGACAAUGAGACGUCGUCCGACUUCACCAUCUCCGAGCGCACGGAGAGGGAGUCGCAGGAAGAGGCGGAGCCAGUCGCAGACGCCAGCAACAGCAGCCACGAGUCGAGGGUGGGCUCCAUCCGGGAGAAGGAGGCCGUGGUGCCUCUGGCCAUCAUCUCCUCCCUCGCGGGUCUGGGCCUCCUGGUGCUCGUCGGGAUCCUCGUCUACUGGAGGACGUGUUUUCAGACGGCUCACUUCUACAUCGACGACAACUUGUCACCCAGAGUCAUCUCAACUUCUGAUGCUGCAUUAACAUCUGAGGAGCAGGCGGCGUUCCCAGUGAAGCAGUUUGUGAAGCACGUGGCUGAACUUCAUCAGACUGAUGGAUUCCAACGAGAGUUCCAGAUACUGAAGGAGAGCCACGAGGAGGUCCAGGCCUGCUCGGUGGACAUGGGGAUGACUGACAGCUCCAAUCACCCUGACAACAGACCUAAGAACCGAUACAGCAACAUUUUGGCCUAUGACCACACCAGAGUGCGGCUCUCCCAGCAGGCGGACAAAGACGGGAAGGCGGGAGAUUACAUCAACGCCAACUACGUGGACGGUUUUAAGAAGCCGCGCGCCUACAUCGCCGCUCAGGGUCCCCUGAAGACGAGCACCGAGGACUUCUGGAGGAUGGUUUGGGAGCAGAACGUGUCCGUCAUCGUUAUGAUCACCAACCUGGUGGAGAAAGGAAGAAGGAAGUGUGACCAGUACUGGCCGGCGGAGGUGCAGGAGGAGUUCGGCAGCUUCCUGGUGACGGUGAAGAGCAGCAGAACGCUCGCCUUCUACACCCAGAGGACCUUCUCCGUGAGGAACACCAACGCCAAGAAGGCCUCCCUGAAGGGGCGGAGCAGCGAGCGCACGGUGACCCAGUACCAGUACACCCAGUGGCCCGACAUGGGCGUCCCGGAGCUCGCUCUGCCGCUGCUCAGCUUCGUCCGCAAGUCGUCCACCGUCGGGCCGGAGGGGGCGGGGCCGGAGGGGGCGGGGCCCGUGGUGGUGCACUGCAGCGCCGGCGUGGGCCGGACCGGCACCUACGUGGUCCUGGACAGCAUGCUGAAGCAGAUCAGGGAGGAGGGCAGCGUCAACAUCAGCGGCUUCCUCAAGCACAUCCGCACACAGAGGAACCACCUGGUCCAGACCGAGGAACAGUACGUGUUCAUCCACGACGCCUUGGUGGAGGCGAUCCUGUCGGGGGAGACGGAGGUGGCGGCGGCUCAGCUGCACAGGUACGUGGACGAGCUGCUGACCCCGGUGCAUGCUGGGAGGACGCGCCUGGACAAACAGUUCAAGCUGGUGUGUCUCCCCGGGGGGGGGCAGUGCGACUCCUCUGCAGCGCUGCAGGACUGCAACCGCAGGAAGAACCGCAGCGACUCGGCGCUGCCCGUGGAGAGGUCUCGAGUGCGUCUGUCCACGGCGGCGGGGGACACCUGCGACUACAUUAACGCAUCGUACAUCUCAGGCUACAGGCAGAGCAGCGAGUUCAUCAUUACCCAGAAUCCUUUGCCCGACACCAUUAAGGACUUCUGGAGGAUGAUAUGGGACCACAACAGCCAGGUCAUCGUGUCGCUGACCGGCGAGGAGGAGGCGGAUAAGUUCCCCGUCUGGCCCCGCAAAGGGCAGCCAAUCAGCUGCGAGAUGUUCACGGUGAGCCAGAGGAGUGAGAAGCUGCUGUGCCUCCCCAACGAGGACAUGCUGCUGGUCCAGGACUACCUGCUGGAAGCUACGCAGGACGACUACGUUCUGGACGUGAAACACUUCCGGGCCCCCCCCCCCCGCUGGCCCAAUCCCGACAGCCCCAUCAGCAACACCUUGGAGCUGCUGCGCCUGGUGAAGGAGGAGAGCGACGGCAAGGACGGCCCCAUCGUGGUCCACGACGAAGGGGGCGGAGCCACGGCGGGGACCUUCUGCGCGCUGUCCUCUCUGACGCGCCAGCUGGAGGCCGAGGGCUCGGUGGACGUCUUCCAAGUGGCCCGGCUGACGAACCUGAUGAGGCCGGGAGUCUUCAGCGACACCGAGCAGUACCGCUUCCUGUACCGAGCCCUGCUGAGUCUCAUCGGGACGCGAGAAGACGAGGACACCCUUCGGUCCUCAGACGUUAACGGGACCCUCGUCAGCACCGCAGAGAGCCUUGAAUCCCUGGUGUAGCCCCCCCCCCACAAAGGACUGGUUUACCGUAAAAAAGAAAAAGAGCACCCCCCCCCCCCCCCCCCCCCUCAUCCCUCUGUAACGUGUGCCUUUUUGUGUUGUUCAUCGUGUUCUAACUGCUGCGCGCCGUAGUGACUGUUUUACGCCUGUCGGAGUUAAAAAGGGAAACGGCUUCUUUUCACAUGAAAUACGAUAUUUUGUUAGCUUGUCUUUUUUAGAGCUUAAAUACCAACAGCAGGGCCUGGAAUAAUACAAAUAAUAAUCUAAUGUAAAUAAUAUUAUAGUAAUCAACUCGAUGGACCAAAUUUCUAUUUAUACUUUUAGAUUUUUAUAUUGUAGCUUAUGGUUUGAUUUUAAUUGCGUAGAACAUUAAUGCUUUUAUAUUCUGGGUUUUGUAACAGACUAAAUGUGAUGCAUGGGGUACUGACGUGUUGGUUUGUAGCUGCAUUAUUAGCUAGAGGAUUAAAUAAGUGAAAGAA